UUUCAUUCUGAUCCAUACUUCUAUUUAUCCCAACAUUGUCAAGAGGGGGUGUUAGCUCUCGCGAUGCCCACCCUCCGACCAUCGGGCGCUCUCUUAAGAGCUUCCAAGCUCCCCUCACCGUCCUUCUUCACGCCAUACCGCCCUCUUCUUCAUGACAACAGCUUCUUUACCGCGCGGCGGAUAUCACCUCAGCGAGCCUUCUCCAACGUUUCGCGCCUGCGAGAAAAGAAAGAUCCAUUGAAAGAAUGGCGCGAACCCCCACCCAGCAAAUGGCCAAACAGGAUCAGACUGCUCAUGCUCCCCUUUAUUGGAGCCAUGAUCUACUCAAUGGUCACCGAUAAAUCGCUUCACGCGGCACCCCCGAGCAUCGCCGAAAAAGACUCCCUCCUCAAGCGCGAAUCAGGCAUAACCGAAAACUCCCCUAUGCGCCUCCGCAUGGAAGCCUUCAUAAAGCAGCACCAAAAGAAAAUUGUCCAAGAGCUCGAAAAGGUCGACGGCAAGCGCUUCAUUGUCGACAGCUGGCAGCGCCCCGAGGGCGGCGGUGGUAUCUCGUGCGUCCUACAAGAUGGCAACGUCUUUGAAAAAGCAGGCGUCAACAUCUCGGUCGUCUAUGGCCGCCUCCCGAAACCCGCCAUCGCGAAAAUGCGCGCGAACCAUAAAGCGCUGGAUCCUGAUGUCGAGAGUCUGGAGUUCUUCGCGAGCGGUCUGAGCAUGGUGCUGCACCCCAAGAACCCCAAUGCGCCGACAGUACACCUCAACUACCGCUACUUCGAGACGGCCGACGACGACGGCAAAACGAACGCAUGGUGGUACGGCGGCGGGUGCGAUCUCACGCCCUCGUACCUCUACGACGAAGAUGCUAUACAUUUCCAUUCGACCAUCAAGGAAGCCUGCGAUAAGCACGACAAAGAUUACUACCCCAAGUUCAAGAAAUGGUGCGACGAGUACUUCAACAACAAGCACCGCGGCGAGACGCGCGGUGUCGGCGGCAUCUUCUUCGACGACCUCGACGAGACGGAAAAGGACCAGGAGCAGCUCUUCUCCUUCGUGCAGUCUUGCCUCGGCGCAUUCCUACCUUCAUAUUUGCCCAUCAUAAAUCGCAGAAAGGAUAUGCCGUUUACGGAGCAGCAGAAACAGUGGCAGCAGUUGAGGAGGGGUCGCUACGUCGAGUUCAACCUUGUACAUGAUCGGGGUACAGCUUUUGGAUUAAACACGCCUGGGUCGCGCGUCGAGAGCAUCUUGAUGAGUUUACCGCUCACCGCGAGGUGGCAGUAUAUGCAUGAGCCGGAGAAGGGCAGCCGCGAAGAAAGGCUAUUGGAUGUGUUGAAGAAUCCGAAAGACUGGGUAUAG
Molecule: messenger RNA, 1350 nt
Organism: Periconia digitata
Lineage: Eukaryota; Fungi; Ascomycota; Dothideomycetes; Pleosporales; Periconiaceae
Source: the annotation of a GenBank genome assembly